Labrus bergylta (ballan wrasse) is the source of this 3644-nucleotide messenger RNA. It is a transcript of the gene setd3, whose product is annotated as SET domain containing 3, actin histidine methyltransferase. Gene Ontology annotation, biological process: peptidyl-lysine trimethylation; actin modification; peptidyl-lysine monomethylation. Gene Ontology annotation, molecular function: protein-L-histidine N-tele-methyltransferase activity; protein-lysine N-methyltransferase activity; protein binding. Lineage: Eukaryota; Metazoa; Chordata; Actinopteri; Labriformes; Labridae. The record is from RefSeq and is a predicted model, not a curated record.
UCUCCUUUUGUCGUCCAAUCAGAGGCCGUGCUGAGUCACGGUAGGUUUCAGCGUAGAAACAGAGAAGUGCUUCUGUCACUUAUUAAGCUUGUUGACAAAGAGCAUCAUGGGUAAAAAGAGUCGAGUCAAGACUCAGAAGUCUGGUUCAGGAGGAGCCAGCGCCGCCGUUUCUCCUAAAGAGAUGAUGAACCUGAUCUCUGAGCUGCUGCAGAAAUGCAGCAGUGCAGCCUCCUCUGGUAAAGAGUGGGAGGAGUAUGUCCAGAUCCGAGGCCUGGUGGAGAAAAUCCGCAAGAAACAGAAAGGCCUGUCGGUGGUGUUCGACGGCAGCAGAGAGGAGUAUUUCUCAGACCUGAUGGCGUGGGCUCAGGAGAACGGAGGACCCUCUGAAGGAUUCUGUGUCUCAGACUUUGGAUCAGAGGGGUACGGACUGAAGGCCACCAGAGACAUCAAGGCAGAGGAGCUGUUCCUGUGGGUUCCCAGGAAGAUGCUGAUGACGGUGGAGUCUGCUCAGAACUCUGUGCUGGGUCCUCUGCACAGUCAGGACAGGAUCCUGCAGGCGAUGGAGAACGUGACGUUGGCGUUCCACCUGCUGUGCGAGCGCGCUGACCCGUCUUCACCGUGGAUGCCGUACAUCCACAGUCUCCCUCAGGAGUACGACACACCGCUCUACUUUCAGCAGGAGGAGGUGCAGCUGCUGCUGGGAACUCAGGCCAUCCAGGACGUCUUGAGCCAGUACAAGAACACCGCGAGACAAUAUGCGUACUUCUACAAACUGCUGCAGACUCAUCCUGCUGCCAGCAAACUGCCUCUGAAGGACAGCUUCACCUUUGAUGACUACAGGUGGGCGGUGUCCUCCGUGAUGACCCGUCAGAACCAGAUCCCGACUGAGGAUGGCGGCAGGCUCAUUCUGGCCCUGAUCCCCCUCUGGGACAUGUGCAACCACACCAACGGACUGAUCACUACGGGAUAUAACCUGGAGGACGAUCGCUGCGAGUGUGUCGCUCUGCAGGACUACAAGGAGAACGAACAGAUCUACAUCUUCUACGGCACGAGAUCGAACGCAGAGUUUGUGAUCCACAACGGGUUCUUCUUCCAGGAUAACGCUCACGACAGAGUGAAGAUCAAACUGGGCGUGAGCAAGAGCGAGCGCUUGUUCGCCAUGAAGGCCGAGGUGCUCUCCAGAGCAGGGAUACCUGCGUCUUCUACUUUUGCUCUACACUGUAAUGAACCUCCGAUCUCUGCUCAGCUGCUCGCCUUUCUCCGAGUCUUCUGUAUGACCGAGGAGGAGCUGAAGGACUACCUGCUGGGGGAGGGGGCCGUCGGUAAGAUCUUCACUCUCGGAAACAGCGAGUUCCCCGUCAGCUGGGACAACGAGAUCAAACUGUGGACUUUCCUCGAGACGAGAGCCGCUCUGCUGCUCAAGACCUACAAGACCACAUCAGAGGAGGACCGCUCCCUUCUGGAGAAGCCGGAUUUGUCGCUGCACUCUCGCCUGGCAAUCCAGCUGCGUCUGGCAGAGAAGCAGAUCCUGGAGAGGGCGCUGGCCAGCGGACGAGCUAAACGUCUUCACUUUGAGAAGAAGCUGGAGGAGGACGCUCCUCUGCCUCGCUACGAGGAGAGCGACAUCGCUCUGCUGGAGAACUCCCAGUCAAAGCUCCCCAUCAUCCUGCGUCAGCUGGAGGAGGUGGAGGAGGGGCAGGAGGUUCCCGAGGAGGAGGAGGAGGAGGAGCACAGCCUCCUGCUGAACGGGCAGAAGGAGGCGUACGGCGUGAAGGAGGAGGCGAACGGAGAGGAGACGCAGGAGGAGGUCAGAGGAGACGUAGAUCUGGACUCUAUGGAGAAAGGUCAAAGGGAGUCGGUGGAGCUGACAGCAAGCCGGACUGAAGACAAGACUGAGGAGUGAUGGUUACCAUGACAACGACAUUUAUUUAUAUUUGUCUUUGGAAGACUGAGAAAUACAAAAACUACAAUUAUGGACUUUACUGUGUUCAUCAGCGCUGACAGAUAGAUCGUAUAAAUAAAUAAAAAUAAUGUUUGUUCAGUUCAAGACGUAGAUUUACAUCCGAACAUUUCAAAACAAAAAACAAAAAAAUCAAAGUGAUGAAUUAUUUUAUUAUCGUUCACACAGACACGAUGUGUCUGCUGCUUGUCUUCAUACGUGUCCUCUGUGUGUCUGAGACAAUCGUGAGCUGACCUCAAACAGCUCUGCUCUGUAAACAAAAACAAAAAACUAAAGGAAGCGGCAAAUGCUUGUGUUAGCUACGGAUUGGUUUAGGCAGGUGGAGCCCACACGCUCCUGUUAGAGCUCUGCAUUUAUAACGACGGAGCUCAGACACUCCUGUUAGAGCUCUACAUGUCAAAUGGUGGAGCUCACACAGUUUUUGCAAGAGUUCUACAUUAAAAGGGAUAACGUUAAGACUCUGAUUCAAGAGCUCUAAAUGUUAAAAGGUCUCAGCUCUGGUCAGACACUCGUGUUAGAGCUCACUAAUUUGAAGGAAUGCCGCUAAUUUAGUUGUCACAUUUUUAAAGGUAGCGCUUCAGACACUUGUUUUAGAGCUCCUCAUUUAAACAGGUGGAGCUCAGACCCUCAUCUUAAAGCUGAAAAAAAGGUAGAGCUUAGAUGUUUCUGUUAAAGCUUUAAUUUCUUAACGUUGAGCUCGGACACUCAUGUUAGAGCCCUGGGUUUAAAAAGGUGGAGCUCAGACACUCAUGUUAGAGCUCUACACUGUGUGUGGUGGUGCCCAGACACUCGUCUUAGAACAAAGCAUUUUAAGGGGCAGCGCUAAGACUCAUUUUAGAGCUCAAGCUCAGAUGCUCAUGUUAAAGCUCUGCAUGUAAAAAGGUGGCGCUCACACGCUUUAACAUUUGAAAAGGUGCUGAAAAAGAGCUCUACAAUGUUCAGUGGGGGUCAAUAAGACACUUGUUUUAGAGCUCUACAGUUAAAUGGGAGUAACCCAGACCCUCGUCUGAAAGCUUAACAUUGUAAAAGGCUCAGAUGUUUCUGUUCGAGCACAACAUUUAAAGGGUUAGUGCUGAGACUCAUUUAAGAGCUCUAAAUUUAAAAAGUUGGCGCUCAGACGCUGAUGUGAGUCCCUUGGUUUCCACAGGUGGAGCCAAAAUUUGAUGAUUGAGACGUUUGAAGCUUCCUUUGAUUUACAAACAGUUUGAUUUGGUGUCUUAAUGAAUGUAGUGAGUUUGUGUCAGUGAAACUCGCUGAUGUUGGAGCCAUAUGUAAACACUGAAGAGGACAACGAUGAAGAUUUCUGUUUGAAUGAAUCGUCUAUAAAAACACAGAGGGACAGUGAACGCAGCACAUGGGAAAAGUCAGAUUUAAACACAAGUAGGAACAUUAAAUCUUACUGUCAACAUAAUGUGGAUACUUCCAGAUUUAACCCGUCGCCUUCCCUCAUUAUGUCACUUUGUGUUUUAUAACAGGACGCUGUAGAAACUUUGUUUUACCCUGAUGGACGACGCUUUGGACGAAUGAAUUCUUAAAGCUCUCGGACUGUCUCUGUGAAUCUGUUCUUCUUUCAGCAGCUGAACUCUUUCUGUGUCACCUGUGAAACUCGAAUGCAACACCUGAAGCUGAUUUUGGCACAAACCAGGAGCUUUAAUAAAGACAAGACGAGAACUCUGUCACUCGU